This is a messenger RNA of Kwoniella botswanensis, 648 nucleotides long. RefSeq lists its product as uncharacterized. Lineage: Eukaryota; Fungi; Basidiomycota; Tremellomycetes; Tremellales; Cryptococcaceae. The record is from RefSeq and is a predicted model, not a curated record. Bases 1 to 648 code for a protein of 215 amino acids. The transcript is spliced from 2 exons.
AUGUCAAAGCAACCACCCGAUACUACUGACUAUACCUUUUACCGAACUGGUCGACCAUUACCCGAUACCACCAUUGACCCGGACGAAUGGCGAGUAAGACAAUUCCUCAACACCUCACCUUAUCAUACACUCAACAGCUACCCUAGCCCUUUACCACCUUAUUGGCACCCUAAUCCAUUUUCACCCAAUACAUUCCCUCAAUAUGGUCUCUAUCCUCCUCAAUCGAUGUUCGGUAUUUACAGUAGUCCAUUCUCAGGGCUUACAUCCCUACAAUCCCGUCCACCACCUGCUCCUUCUGUGGGUAUAUCACCUGCAACGAAGAAACCAUUUUUAUUUCCAAGCUUGGAACAAUACCGAAUGUACUUCAAAAAUCCAGCGUUGUUCGAGCAAACCACAAAUGGAUGGAUUACAGAUCCAACAGCUAUCUCCCAGCCUAUCCAUAAACCGUUCGGGGAAUCGUCGGAUCUAAGUUGGACAUCACCAAGAACAGGAAAAACAUACCAGCUUCCCUCUUUGGUUAGUAGGUAUCCAGAACCGCAUUAUUAUGUUUGUGUGGUGUGUGAGAAUAAGAAAAUGAAAUUUGAUGGGUUCACUUGGUGUAGGGAAUGUAAAGAUAAUACGAAGAGUAUGGUUGUUUAUGGGAAAUAG